CAGCUCGCUGUGGAUUGAAGAACAAAGAAUUCCGAGUGAGGAAAACAUCAGAUCUGCAGAUUUUCAUCAGCUUUCAGUGUGCCUGUGUGUGAGGAGGAAACGUCAAGCAGACCGGACUCAGAGAGAUGACUGCUUUAGCCAUAAUAACAAGCAAAAACAUGAAAUAAACAAAGCACAAAAAAGGCAAACAUGCAAAACAGAUCAUGAUGGAACUCAGCAUUCCGGUAAUUGAGUGACAUGAGUGUCAUCAACAUCAGUUCCAUCAGUGCAAUGAGACAUGCUGGACCUGGUAAAAAAAGAAGAAAUCCUUCCUGAACAAAAGGAGUUGAAUCUGAGUGUUGACCAGAAGGGCAUUAAAGAGGAACAAGAGGAACUCUGCACAAAUCAGGAGAGACAACUACUUGACCAGCUGGAACAGGCUGCUGUCACUACGAUACCCUUUACAGCUGUUCCUGUGAAGGCAGAAAAUGAAGAAAAGCCAUUGACAUCACAGGGUCAUCAAACCUCAGGUUUUAACUGCCUAAACAACAGUGAUACUUCUGUUGGCAAUAGCAGGUGUAAUGAUGCUAGGAAGCAGUUUAAUUGCUCUGAAUGUGGAAAAGCAUUUGGUUAUGUGAGCAACUCAAAGCAACGCAAGAGAAUUCAAGCAAGUGAGAAUAUCUUUAGAUGUCUUGAGUGUAAUAAAAGGUGCACACACAUAGGUAAUAUGAAGACACACUCAACCAGUGAUACAGGAAAAAAACUAUUUGGCUGCUCCGUAUGUGGUAAAAGAUUUGGGCAAAAGGGCAAUCUGUAUACACACAUGAAAAUUCAUACAGGUGAAAAACCAUUUGUCUGUUUUGAAUGUGGUAAAAUAUUUGGACAGAAAAGUUCACUGAACAGACACAUGCAGAGUCAUACAGGAGAGAAAUCAUUUGUCUGUUGUCAAUGUGGUAAAAGAUUUGGGCAAAAAAGCAGUGUGAAAACACACAUGAGAAUUCAUACAGGAGAAAGACCAUUUGUCUGUUCUGAGUGUGGUAAAAUAUUUGGACAAAAAAGCUGUCUGAAAUCACAUAUGAGGAUUCAUACAGGAGAGAAACCAUUUGUAUGUUUUCAGUGUGGCAAAAGAUUUGGGCAAAAAAGCUGUCUCAAAACACAUAUGAGAAGUCAUACAGGAGAGAAACCAUUCAUCUGUUCUGAGUGUGGUAAAAUACUUGGACAAAAAAGCGCUCUGAACAGACACAUGAGAAUUCACACAGGAGAGAGACCAUUCAUCUGUUCAGAGUGUGGUAAACGUUUUGGGCAAAAAAGCUGUCUGAGCAGACACAUGAGAAUUCAUAAGGGAAAGAAACCAUUUGUCUGUUCAGAGUGUGGUGAAAGUUUUGGACAAAAAAGAUGUAUGUAUACCCAUAUGAAAAUUCAUACAGGAAAGAAAAUAGAUGGCUGUUCUGAUUGUGGUAAAACAUUUGGGCGAAAAAGUGAUCUGAACAGACAUAUGAGAAUUCAUAGAGGAGAGUAACAAACUAAACUACACCACUGUAAAUUGGACCAUUGAAGAGAAGAAAAAGAUCUUUUACUGCUUCGCUUACUCAAGGCAUGAGAAGUGGUGCAGAAGGAAAAAGGCAGUAAUUGAGGAGAGGAUAAAAAGCGGAUUUACCAAC
This is a messenger RNA of Thalassophryne amazonica, 1640 nucleotides long. Its product is annotated as gastrula zinc finger protein XlCGF52.1-like. Lineage: Eukaryota; Metazoa; Chordata; Actinopteri; Batrachoidiformes; Batrachoididae. The transcript has 3 exons. Bases 278 to 1498 code for a protein of 406 amino acids. Gene Ontology annotation, biological process: regulation of transcription by RNA polymerase II. The record is from RefSeq and is a predicted model, not a curated record. Gene Ontology annotation, molecular function: DNA-binding transcription factor activity; RNA polymerase II cis-regulatory region sequence-specific DNA binding.